Messenger RNA from Fusarium graminearum PH-1, 1602 nucleotides. RefSeq lists its product as uncharacterized. The record is from RefSeq and is a predicted model, not a curated record. Bases 1 to 1602 code for a protein of 533 amino acids. Lineage: Eukaryota; Fungi; Ascomycota; Sordariomycetes; Hypocreales; Nectriaceae. The transcript has a single exon.
AUGGCUUCGUCAGGAACAACCCUCGCUCCCGAGAUCUGGGAUAAUAUCUGUGCCUAUCUCACCCCGCCAAGUGUCGCAAAUCUUCGCCUCGCUUCAGCAGCAUUCAACAAUAUCGCUUUGCCAUGGAGGUACAGAAGCAUACGCCUAGAAGCCUUUGGUCCAUCAGUUGAGCGCUUCGUCAGCAUUGCCAAGACCCCCAACCUUCGGAACCUUGUUCGAGAAAUCACCAUCGAUACCCGUGUUGAUCUCGAUUGGCAAUAUGCCUGUAACGAGACCUACCCCUUUCCCCUGGCUUUCAUGAACGCUCUGCCCUACCUGCGAUACUUCACCAGCGUCACGGCUCUACACAUUCGCUUCGAGGAACAUUGUGGCAAUCAAGAAGAAUUUCAUUACCUGAGUCUUGCCGAAACCUAUCUUUUUCGCUACAAAGUUCUCGACACCAUUUUUCACUGUGCUGCGGGCUUGUGGACGCUUGAGAAGCAGUUGAAGAUAGACGAGGAACUCGAUGAAGAGAGAGGUGUGGAUGGAAGUGACCAAGACGAAGAUGCGGACGAAUGGGAUAAGAAGUGCGACUACAGUGACCAAGAUGUUGACUUUCACGGCUCUUGUUUCGCACUGCGGGAAUUGACCAUUUCUAACCUGGCCGACUACGCCGAUUCUGAUAUCUCGGAUUCCAAGGCCUGGCAAACAAUCAUGGCUCUCCCAACCCUCGUCGACUUUAAGCUCUUCGUCACAGCUCAAGACGAUGAAGCUGCACCAGAGAACGAGGUUUACUUUAUCGAAAGAUACGAGUUCUUUGACAGUCUGCCCACAACAUGGCUGACCCUGAACAUGUCCCAGAACUUGAGGGUCUUGUCGCUAUAUUUUAAAGAUUAUUGGGGUUGGCUCCCAACCAUGCAUUUUCGCGAUUAUGGCCACGACUCUCCCUUCCCACAACUCAAGGUCCUCGCACUCGGCAACUAUGUCUUCAGCCACGAGUGGCAGGUUGACUGGUUCCCCAUGAUAGGCAAGGAAAACGGCAGUGGAGGAUUGGAAGAGCUAUAUCUCGACGACUGUCCCAUUCUGUACCAUGCGCGCCAGACUGCUGUCGGUGACGACGGGUAUCCAGAUUACCUUGCAAUCAUCAGGGCGAGGUCGGAUGAGUACAACCCGCAGGAGCACGACUUUCACCUUCGAUGGCAUACCGUUCUUUCUCAAUGGAAGGAUCAGAUGAAAGGACUCAAAGUCUUCCGAAUGGGUCAUGGAUCAUGGUGGGGCAUGACUCCGCGAACAUUCGAUCUAAUUUCUAAUGAUCCAGACUAUAAGGAUGUCGACCGCAACGUGUUGGACCAUCGCCUAUCGUACAAUACGCACAGAACCUUUGCUUGUCCAGCCCCGUCACAGGAAAAUAGCCAGCCAGAAAUGUGGCGCCACGGUGCAGGCCUCGACGACGAGAGGAACACCAGGAUGAAGUACAUUGAUUACGACAUUGGACUUGGACCUUCACCGUGGCUUGAGCAGGAUGGUGUGUUCGAGCCGGAAGAGGGUACUGCGGACAAGGACGAGAUUGCAUGGAAUGCCUUGAAUUCAUCGCUAAUGUCUCGUGCAUUUAUCCUUACUUAG